UGACUCCACCUGCAGCUGCACCUCCACCUACUCCACCUCCACCUCCACCUCCACCAUUCAAAUUCAAUCGGCUGAAAUAUAUUCCAGUGUAUUUACAUGGGGAAUUUCGGAAAAAUAUUGCUUCUCCACCGAAAUGAUUCAAUUUCUCCACCAAUAAUUUGAGUUCUCUAUAAACUUUGUGGUCUUAGGGUCCGAAAAUGGAGUAAGUCUGAGAAGCUGUUCAAAAGUUACGAUAAAAUUAUUUGAUAAUCUCAAUUCUAUUUGGAGUAGUUAUAUACCUUUUAAUUUAAAGGUCAAUUUUUUAAAACAAAAAUAUUCAGAAACACUGAUAAUCUUUUCAAAGCACGCUAACUAUGACACUUCCAGAUAGAAGAGAAGGAGACCUUCCGAUUGUUUCGUAUCUCUCAGACGAAUACACUGAUGAACUUCCAAGAGAAUCACCACCCAAGAGGCAUAUAAUGAAUUUGCUAUCAUUAACAGGUAAAGUGGCUGUCGUUACUGGUGCAGCAAGAGGUAUUGGCUUUGCUGUUUCUGAAACAUUCGCUGAAGCAGGAGCUACUGUCAUUCUUGUCGAUUGUGCUGAUUGCUCAAAGCAAGUUUUAAAGCUAGAAGCCAACCACAAUAUUACAGCCAAGUCAUUCCACUGUGAUGUAUCUGAUUUAAAAGAAGUCGAACAAACUGUCUCGGCCAUAGAAAAGGAAUUUGGUACUAUUGAUAUUUUUGUUGCUAAUGCUGGUAUCGUAUGGAAGACUGGAAAUAUUAUUAAUGAAGUCAACAGAGAUGGACAAACUUGGCAAACUCUUAUGGACGUGAAUUUGAAUGGUGUUUAUUAUUGUGCUCAAGCUGUUGGUAGAAUCUUCAAGAAGAAAGGUAAGGGGUCUUUCAUUGUAACUUCCUCUAUGUCUGCACAUAUUGCGAAUAUUCCAAUGAACUUGACUCCGUAUAACGUCAGUAAAGCAGCUGUCAAGCAUCUUGCCAAAUCUUUAGCUAUCGAAUGGGCGGGUUUUGCUAGAGCAAAUUCUGUUUCUCCAGGCUAUUGUGAUACUGGUCUUAACGAUCAUUUACCUAGGCAAUCUCGUGGAAAGAUGUGGUCUCUUAUUCCUGUGGGGAGAGAGGCUUUACCAUAUGAGAUUGCUAGUGCUUAUUUAUAUUUGGCUUCUGAUGCAGCUUCGUAUGUUACUGGUACCGAUAUAGUAGUAGACGGUGGUUAUACUUCUGUUUAGUUUAAUACUCUCAAUACUACCCUCUGUAAAUUAGAUGUUAAACUUUAUAUGGCAAAAGAACUAACUUGAUUUUCGCCCAGAUUAAAUUAAAAAUAUCUCCUUUAUUUAAUCAGUAAGUACUCCGCAAAUACCUGGCACAAAAUUAAACUUUUCCUCCACCAUAAAAAGAUCCUGGUGGAGGAAUCUGG
Messenger RNA from Scheffersomyces coipomensis, 1411 nucleotides. RefSeq lists its product as uncharacterized. The coding region runs from base 354 to 1223 and encodes 289 amino acids. Lineage: Eukaryota; Fungi; Ascomycota; Pichiomycetes; Serinales; Debaryomycetaceae. Gene Ontology annotation, molecular function: oxidoreductase activity, acting on NAD(P)H, oxygen as acceptor. The transcript has a single exon. Gene Ontology annotation, cellular component: intracellular anatomical structure. The record is from RefSeq and is a predicted model, not a curated record.